Messenger RNA from Cadophora gregata, 491 nucleotides. RefSeq lists its product as uncharacterized. Bases 1 to 411 code for a protein of 136 amino acids. NCBI's taxonomy places the organism in Eukaryota, Fungi, Ascomycota, Leotiomycetes, Helotiales, Ploettnerulaceae. The record is from RefSeq and is a predicted model, not a curated record. The transcript has a single exon.
AUGACCGAUGAGCAAGUAGAGAUUGAUAGGGGCGGGGAGGGAGGGAAUGAAGGAAGCACUGGGCAAGCUGAGAGAAGUCCGAUUCGACCAGUCGCGAGCACGCCAGCUCAGGAUCUCGGCCCAAAACUUGCGCUUCCAGCUGUAAGUCACGGAAAUGGGACCUUUAGGAAUGGUUAUUGGUUCUAUGGACCUUGGUGUGGACCGAUAUCUGGGGCGAUAUUUGGGUGGUUCUUGUAUGAUGCGGCGAUCUUUGUUGGGGUUGAGAGUCCGGUCAAUUAUUCGAGGAAGAGAAUGGCCAGGGCUUGGAAGAAAUCAAGGAUUGAGAAGAAGGUUAGAAGGGGUAGAAGGAAGGUGAAGUUCGGGGGCGAGAAGGGAGGGAGGAUUAAGAUGGGUGAUGGGGCGAAGCUGUAAUGGGAAUUUGAUGAUGUGAUGUUAUGAUCUCGCCGAUUCUAGAAGUGUAGACUUAGGUAAUAUAGACCUGGUGUUUGGAC